AUGGAGGUGAAGAACUUCGCAGUUUGGGAUUACGUCGUAUUUGCAGCCCUCUUUGUCAUUUCCUCUGGAAUUGGGGUGUUCUUUGCUAUCAAGGAGAGGAAAAAGGCAACUUCAAGGGAGUUCCUAGUUGGGGGAAGGCAAAUGAGCUUUGGCCCUGUAGCGUUGUCUCUGACAGCCAGCUUCAUGUCAGCUGUCACUGUCCUAGGGACCCCCUCCGAGGUUUAUCGCUUUGGGGCAUCGUUUCUGCUCUUCUUUAUUUCCUACGCAUUUGUCAUCAUCCUCACGGCAGAGCUCUUUCUCCCUGUGUUCUACAGAUCUGGCAUCACCAGCACUUACGAGUAUUUACAACUGCGAUUCAAUAAACCAGUACGCUACGCAGCCACCGUCAUCUACAUCGUGCAGACGAUUCUCUACACAGGAGUGGUGGUGUAUGCCCCUGCCCUGGCACUCAAUCAAGUGACUGGGUUUGAUCUCUGGGGCUCUGUGUUCGCAACAGGAAUUGUUUGCACUUUCUACUGUACCCUGGGAGGAUUAAAAGCAGUGGUGUGGACAGAUGCAUUUCAGAUGGUUGUCAUGAUUGUGGGAUUCUUAACGGUUCUCAUUCAAGGAUCAGCUCAUGCUGGUGGCUUACACAAUGUAAUAGAGCAUUCAACAAAUGGAUCUCGACUAAAUAUAUUUGACUUUGAUGUGGACCCUCUCAGGCGGCACACUUUUUGGACUAUCUCGGUGGGAGGAACUUUUACAUGGCUCGGGAUCUAUGGGGUUAAUCAGUCGACCAUACAGCGAUGCAUUUCUUGCAAAACAGAAAAACAUGCAAAACUAGCCUUGUAUUUUAACUUGUUGGGUCUCUGGAUUAUUCUGGUAUGUGCUGUCUUCUCUGGCUUAAUCAUGUACUCCCACUUCAAAGACUGUGACCCUUGGACUUCUGGCAUUAUCUCAGCACCAGACCAGCUGAUGCCGUACUUUGUCAUGGAGAUAUUUUUCACAAUGCCAGGACUGCCUGGACUCUUUGUGGCUUGUGCCUUCAGCGGAACUCUGAGCACUGUGGCUGCAAGCAUCAAUGCCUUAGCAACAGUGACCUUUGAGGAUUUUGUCAAGAGUUGUUUUCCCCAUCUCUCCGACAAGCUGAGCACGUGGAUCAGUAAAGGCUUAUGUCUCUUGUUUGGCGUGAUGUGUACCUCCAUGGCCGUGGCUGCAUCUCUCAUGGGAGGUGUUGUGCAGGCUGCCCUCAGCAUCCACGGCAUGUGCGGGGGACCAAUGCUGGGUCUGUUCUCUCUGGGAAUCCUGUUCCCUUUUGUGAACUGGAAGGGUGCACUGGGUGGCCUUCUGACUGGAAUCACCUUGUCAUUUUGGGUGGCCAUUGGGGCUUUUAUCUACCCUGCACCAGACUCCAAGACAUGGCCCUUGCCUUUAUCAACAGACCAGUGUGUCCCAUCAAAUGUGACACUAUCACAACCUACAGAGCUAUCCAGCCGACCUGCAAUUGCUGACACCUGGUAUUCACUCUCCUACCUUUACUACAGUGCAGUGGGCUGCUUAGGAUGCAUUGCUGCUGGGAUAAUCAUCAGCUUCAUAACAGGUUAUCAAAGUGGCAAGGAUAUUCAACCACUGCUAAUUAGACCGGUUUGCAAUUUAUUUUGCUUUUGGUCUAAGAAAUACAAAAGACUGUGCUGGUGUGGUGUUCAGCAUGACAGUGGGACUGAGCAGGAAAACCUUGAGAAUGGCAGUUCCUGGAAACAAGGGGCUGAAUCUGUCUUACAGAAUGGACUCAGGCAAGAAGACCUGGUCAAUAUUCCAGGUCAUGAUCCCAAGGACAAAAGCUACAACAAUAUGGCCCUAGAGAAGAUUACUCAUUUCUAA
Prionailurus viverrinus (fishing cat) is the source of this 1860-nucleotide messenger RNA. RefSeq names its product solute carrier family 5 member 12 (gene SLC5A12). Gene Ontology annotation, biological process: sodium ion transport; transmembrane transport. The coding region runs from base 1 to 1860 and encodes 619 amino acids. The record is from RefSeq and is a predicted model, not a curated record. The transcript has 15 exons. Gene Ontology annotation, cellular component: membrane. Gene Ontology annotation, molecular function: lactate transmembrane transporter activity; symporter activity. Lineage: Eukaryota; Metazoa; Chordata; Mammalia; Carnivora; Felidae.